This is a messenger RNA of Erinaceus europaeus (western European hedgehog), 1060 nucleotides long. It is a transcript of the gene YRDC, whose product is annotated as yrdC N6-threonylcarbamoyltransferase domain containing. The record is from RefSeq and is a predicted model, not a curated record. Lineage: Eukaryota; Metazoa; Chordata; Mammalia; Eulipotyphla; Erinaceidae. Gene Ontology annotation, biological process: regulation of translational fidelity. Gene Ontology annotation, cellular component: cytoplasm. Gene Ontology annotation, molecular function: nucleotidyltransferase activity; double-stranded RNA binding; tRNA binding. Bases 1 to 834 code for a protein of 277 amino acids. The transcript is spliced from 5 exons.
AUGUCUCCGGCGCGUCGGUGCAGGGGGCUGAGGGCCGCGGUGGCUGCCAGCGUGGGGUUGAGCGAGGGGCCGGCGGCCUCCGCCCGGAGCGGCCGCCGCCUCCGUCCGCCGAGCCCGACCCCGGGGGCCCGGCUGUGGCGUCUCCCCGGGGGUGGGGCCGUGCGCGCCGCGAGCCCGGAGCGCUCCGGCUGGACCGAGGCGCUGCGGGCCGCUGUGGCCGAGCUGCGCGCCGGCGCCGUGGUGGCUGUCCCCACCGACACGCUGUACGGCCUGGCCUGCUCGGCGAGCUGCUCGGCGGCGCUGGGCGCUGUGUACCGACUCAAGGGCCGCAGCCAGGCCAAGCCGCUGGCCGUGUGCCUGGGCCGCGUGGCCGACGUCUACAGGUACUGCCAUGUCCAAGUCCCCGAGGGGCUGCUGCAAGACCUGCUACCAGGACCAGUGACGCUCGUGAUGGAGCGCUCAGAGGAGCUCCACAAGGACCUGAACCCCUUCACUCCCCUUGUAGGCAUCCGGAUUCCCGACCACGCUUUCAUGCAGGAUUUGGCCCACAUGUUUGGGGGGCCUCUUGCACUCACCAGCGCCAACCUCAGCUCCCAAGCUAGUUCUCUGAAUGUAGAGGAGUUCCAAGACCUGUGGCCUCAGUUGUCCCUGGUCAUUGAUGGAGGACCAAUUGGUGAUGGUCAGAGCCCUGAGUGUCGCUUAGGCUCCACUGUGGUUGACUUGUCUAUACCUGGGAAGUUUGGUAUUAUUCGUCCAGGCUGUGCCUUGGAAAGCACUACAGCCAUUCUCCAACAGAAGUAUGGACUAAGUCCUUCCCAUGGACCCUGCUUGUGAGGAUGGACGUCUCGGGACUGGUGCUGGACACUGUGUGUCUGUUUGGCAAGGCCUCGUUUGCAGAGGUCACUGGGACUAUAUCACUCACCUGACCCAUCUAGGUUUUCUGAACAUUGUAGAACUGACCCCAGAAGCUGCUGGUUUUAGCCUUACAUCUGGGGGAGAGCAUAUUUAUUAUCGAAAAUCUCGUUUAUCAGCCAAAGCUGAAUAGAGACUUUAAAGAAAA